Dictyostelium purpureum is the source of this 1785-nucleotide messenger RNA. RefSeq lists its product as uncharacterized. The transcript is spliced from 2 exons. Lineage: Eukaryota; Evosea; Eumycetozoa; Dictyosteliales; Dictyosteliaceae. The record is from RefSeq and is a predicted model, not a curated record. Bases 1 to 1785 code for a protein of 594 amino acids.
AUGAUAUCAUCUGUUGCAAAUUGGAUCAGUUGUAGUACCAAUGCAAUGGAUCGUUGGAUAUUCGGAGAGGGUGAAGAUGAAUCAACUUCAUCAAGUAGUAACGAAUCAUAUGAUGAAAAUGAUGAAUCAACAUCUUCAUCAUCAUCUAGCGACAGUGAAGAUGGAAAGAGGAAUUCAAUUUUAGAAGUAUCAUCAAAUAGUAAUGAGGAUGGUUUAGUUUAUUCCUGGGGUUAUAAUUAUUUUGGUCAAUGUGGUAAUGGAGGCAAUCAAACUAUUAUAGUACCAUCACCUGUUCAAUUUUCAAUAGAUAUUAAAAUUUCAAUUAAAACUAUAGCAUGUGGUGAUAGUCAUACUUUAGCCAUAGCCGAAAAUCCAUAUGGGCUAUAUAGUUGGGGCUGUAAUAGAUGGGGUCAACUAGGUUUAGGUGAUCAAAUUAAUAGAAAUCAACCAACAAGAAUUAAUCAUAGUGAUCGUGCAACAUUUGUAGCUAUAGCAUGUGGUAGUCAACAUAGUAUGAUAGUAUCAAAUUUUGGUGAGCUCUAUACAUUUGGAUGUGGUACAACAGGUCGUUUAGGUUUAGGUGAUGAGUCACCACGUUUCAAACCAACAGUAGUAUCAUCAUUAGUUGGGAAGCAAAUUGUAUCAUGUGGAGCAGGUGUUAUGCAUAGUUCAUGUGUCGAUUCAACAGGUAAAAUUUAUUCAUUUGGAUGGAAUCGUUAUGGUCAAUUGGGUACAGGUAGCGUUAAAAGUCACACAUUACCAGCUAAAAUGAAAGAAACUCAAAUCACAUCAAAAAUGCAUUUCGUUAAAGUAGUAUGUGGUAAGAAUCAUACAUUAGCAUUGUCAAAUAAUGGUGAAAUGGUUAGUUUUGGUUUUAAUGCAUGUGGUCAACUUGGUGUAGGAAGUCAUUUAGAUCAAAUUAACCCAACAAAAAUAGAGUUCUCUGAAAAGGUUUUGGAUAUUGCCACUGGUUACUAUCAUAGUUUGUGUGUCACCGAUAAUGGAGAAGCAUAUUCAUGGGGUUAUAUGAGCGAUGGUGGUUUGGGUCUUAGCGAAGUCUACACUCAUCAAACCAAACCAAAAUUAAUACCAUUGGUUCAUAUAAGACAUACAUUUUCAGACUCUAACGAUGCAUUCGAUGAAAUCUAUGGCAAAGGUGAUGAAAAUACUACAGAAGAAACAAUAGAGAAUCAUAAAAAAUACAUUCAAGACAAAUACUCUACCGGUGAUUUUGUCGAAAAAGUUGGUGCAGGUGCUUGGAACUCUGCUAUUAUUACAUCGUCGGGUAAACUCUACACUUUUGGUUAUGGUGACACUUUUAGAACUGGCAAUCACGAAGAAAAUGAUCAAGAUAUUCCAAUUAUCAUCGAACAAGACAAAUGGGGUUUAGAAAGAAAUUUUAAUAUAAAAGAAGAUUUAGAUAUAGAUUUAAAUGAAAUUAUUGAACUCGAAAAAGAAAAAAGAUUAUUAAAACAAAAGAAAAAACAAUUAAAAUUAGAAAAGCAACAAUUAAAAGAAAAUCAAGAUAAAAAUGUAAUAAUAGAAAAUGUAGAAAAAGAUUUAAGUUCAUUAAAUAUAAAUAAUAGCAAUAAUAUAAAUACUAAUAAUAAUAAUAAUAAUAAUGAUAAUAAUAACAAUCAUAGUGAUAAUAGUAAUAAUAGCUCACCAAAUAUAAUAACAAAUAAAAUCAAUAUAAAUAAUAUAAAGGUAUAUUCAAAAGUUACAAAUAUAGCUUUUGGAGGGGCUCAUUCUAUAGCAGUUGUUAGAAAUUCAUUAAAAAAAUAA